Messenger RNA from Rhodamnia argentea, 2615 nucleotides. RefSeq lists its product as uncharacterized. The coding region runs from base 1 to 2424 and encodes 807 amino acids. The record is from RefSeq and is a predicted model, not a curated record. Gene Ontology annotation, biological process: signal transduction. The transcript is spliced from 8 exons. Lineage: Eukaryota; Viridiplantae; Streptophyta; Magnoliopsida; Myrtales; Myrtaceae.
AUGCUUAAAUCCGAAAAGAGAGAAAAGGGAAGUCACGAACGGAGAAGUACAUAUUACUUAGCAAGUUUUCUCCUGCCAACCCUUCUGGGCGUGUACGCGUACAGAUUCCUGCGGGAGAAAGCAAGAGCCGUCCCUAGAAACUACGACGUGUUCUUGAGCUUCAGAGGCGGAGACACCCGCACCGGCUUCACUGAUUUCCUUUACAACAGCCUGGUAGCUGCUGGGGUCCGCGUGUUCAGGGACGACGAUGCGCUCCCGGUCGGCGAGGAGAUUGGCCCGGAGCUUCUCCGGGCUAUCAAUAGUUGUAGGAUUGCGAUCCCCAUCAUCUCUGAACAGUAUGCAGAGAGUAAAUGGUGUCUCCGUGAGCUCACCGAGAUUAUGGAGUGCCACGACAAGCACGGAUUAUCCGUCUUCCCUGUAUUUUAUAUGGUGGAUGUUUCUGACGUAGCUCGCCAAUUCGGUAAAUUUGGAGAGGCUUUAAGGAAACAUGAGUUGCAGUUCAGCUCAGAAGUGCAGGGCUGGCAGAAAGCGCUGUUUCUUGUAACGAGGAUUAGAGGAUGGUCAUCACAAACCGUUGCCAAUGGGUAUGCAGGAGAGCUGGUGAAAAUGAUGGUUGCAACGGUUUUAAGUGAAUUGAAGACGACGUGGAUCGAACGGCUGCCCAUAAGAUCAGUGUAUCUGUACUUUUCGGAGAAGACAAAAAGAGAAAGUAAUUGGCAAGUGUUCUUGUCAUUUCAUGGUCCUGAUACUCGAUCCAGCUUUGCUGCUUAUCUCUACGUUAGCCUUGUAGCUGCAGGAAUCAGUGUGUUCAACCAUGAUGAUCCUUCCCUCAUAGGUAGAGAUUUUAGAGAUGAGAUUUGGAAAGCCAUAGAACACUGCAAGAUAUCCAUUCCGAUUCUAUCGAAAAGUUAUGUCUCCUCUCAUUGUUGCCUCCAUGAGCUAGCUCGAAUGGUUGAUUGCAAGAGAACAAAGGGCCAAAAGAUAUUGCCCAUCUUCUUUGAAGUGAAGAGAGAGAACAUGCUUCGACAUCGAGAGCUAGUCGAUGGAAGUACUUGUGAACGGUGGGAGCAAGCUCUGAGGGAGGUUGGGUCCUCCAAAGGAUGGGUAUCAGAGAAAAUCGCCAAUGGAGACCAAGGGGUCCUUGUAAAACGGGUGGUCAAGGAGGUUUCAAGGUUGUCGAAGAAUUCCCAGACACACGAUCCCCCUAUGCCUAUUGAUUCACCAUUGAUUCAGGCUUCAGGGUUCGCGGUUGAAAUAAAAUCUGGACAGGAGAAAAGAAGCACUGUCCUUCGUAACUACGAUGUGUACUUGAGCUUCAGAGGUGGUGACACACCCACUGGCUUCACCGAUUUCCUCUACAACAGCCUGGUAGCUGCUGGGGUCCAUGUGUUCAGAGAUUAUGAUGCGCUCCCAGUCGACGAGGAGAUAGGCCAGGAGCUUCUCUGGGCCAUCAGGACUUGUAGAAUCGCUAUCCCCAUCAUCUCACAGCAGUAUGCGCAGAGUAAAUGGUGCCUCCGCGUGCUCGCUGAGAUGAUGGAUUGCCACAGAAAGCAUGGCAAAUCAGUCUUCCCUGUAUUCUAUAAUGUCCUUUUUGAUGAUGUAGUUUGCCAACGAGGUAACUUUAAAGAGGCUUUCUGGAGACAUGAGAAGCAAUGCAGCUCAGAAGAAGUGCUAGAAUGGUGGGAAGCGCUGAGUUCUGUAGCUUGUAUUAAAGGAUGGAUGUCACAAACCAUUGCUAACGGGCAGGAAGGAGAGCUUGUAAAAACAGUGGUAGCAAAAGUUUUGAGUGAAUUGGAUACAACGUGGAUUGAACGGCUCCCCAUUUUCAUAAGAUCAGCGUAUCUUUACUUUUCGGAGAAGAAAAGAAGACAAACUAAAUGGCACGUGUUUUUGAACUAUCGUGGCCCUGAUACUCGACGUGGCUUUGCUGCUUACCUCUACAUUAGCCUUGUGGCUGCAAAAAUCAAAGUAUUUAGCACUUAUGAUCCCUCCCUCAUAGGUACAUAUGUUGGCUGUGAGAUUCAGAAUGCCAUUGACCACUGCAAGAUAUCUAUUCCUAUUCUCUCUGAAAAUUAUGCCUCCUCUUGUUAUUGCCUCGAUGAGCUAGCUCAAAUGGUUGAAUGCAAGAGAACCAAGGGGCAAAAAAUAAUGCCCAUCUUCUAUAAAGUGAAGCCCUCAAACGUGCGAGACGUAUCGCAUCGUUUUGGAGAGGACAUGCGUCUACACAAGGAGCUGGUCAACGAAAUUGCUUACGAGCGGUGGGAGCGAGCUCUUAGAGAGGUUGGGUCUUCCAAAGGAUGGGUAUCAGAGAAAAUUGCCAAUGGGCACGAAGGAGUACUUGUGAAACGGGUCGUCAAGGAGGUUUCGAGGUUAUUGAACAAUCCCCAAACACAUGAACCUCCAUCCCCGUCCACUAAAUACUGAUUAAAUCCUGAAGUUAGUAACGACUUAUAUUUAGCAUAUUUGAUUUCCGUUUUCAUAAGAGGGUUCGUAUGAUGAUCAAACGUGUCGUCAUAUGCAUUGUUAUUCUAAAUGCUGGCCAUGAUUCUUUUGGAGUUAAGAAACGUGUUAUGAAUGUUGUGUUAUAUAAUCUGUUUAAUGAACAUGUUGGUAGA